UUGGAGCCUGAUCAACCAGAACGGCAGAGCUCAAUGGGAAGUAAAGUCAACAGAAGCAAGAUCACCAUGGCAACUGGACAGAAGUUGAUGAGAGCUGUUAGAGUUUUUGAAUUCGGUGGACCAGAAGUGCUGAAACUCCAGUCGGAUGUUGCAGUUCCGAUUCCAAAAGACUUUCAGGUUCUAAUCAAGGUCCACGCAUGUGGUGUCAACCCCGUGGAGACAUACAUUCGCUCUGGAACUUACAGUAGAAAACCACUCCUGCCCUACACUCCGGGCUCAGAUGUGGCUGGUGUAAUAGAAGCUGUUGGAGAUAACGUCUCUGCUUUCAAGAAAGGUGACAGAGUUUUCACUACCAGCACGAUCUCGGGGGGCUACGCAGAGUAUGCGCUUGCCGCAGAUCACACUGUCUACAAACUGCCCGAAAAACUGGACUUCAGACAAGGAGCUGCUAUUGGAGUCCCGUAUUUUACCGCUUAUCGAGCUCUGAUCCACAGGAUAAGGAAACUAAGGCUCAUUAAAGCUUUACCUGUGUUGCCCCGACAGCAGGCAAAGCCACAUGGAGGUCCUAGUAAGUGUUUGCAGGGAUGCAGAGAAUAUGUUACCACUGGGUUAUAUUUUCUGUUUCAGGUUGGAAUAGCAGCAUGCCAAAUUGCACGAGCUUAUGGCUUAAAGGUUUUGGGCACAGCUGGUACCGAGGAGGGACAAAAGAUUGUUCUACAGAAUGGAGCCCAUGAAGUGUUCAAUCACAGAGAAGUUAAUUAUAUUGAUAAAAUUAAGAAGUUUGUCGGUGAGAAAGGAAUUGAUGUGAUUAUCGAAAUGUUGGCUAAUGUAAAUCUUAGCAAGGAUUUGAAUCUUCUGUCUUAUGGGGGACGAGUAAUGGUUGUUGGCAACAGGGGAACUAUUGAAAUA
Otolemur garnettii (small-eared galago) is the source of this 909-nucleotide messenger RNA. It is a transcript of the gene CRYZ, whose product is annotated as crystallin zeta. The record is from RefSeq and is a predicted model, not a curated record. The annotation marks the transcript as partial. Gene Ontology annotation, molecular function: NADPH binding; mRNA 3'-UTR binding; quinone reductase (NADPH) activity. Lineage: Eukaryota; Metazoa; Chordata; Mammalia; Primates; Galagidae. Gene Ontology annotation, cellular component: cytosol. The transcript is spliced from 7 exons.